Penicillium odoratum is the source of this 1278-nucleotide messenger RNA. RefSeq names its product rRNA-binding endoribonuclease. Gene Ontology annotation, biological process: ribosomal small subunit biogenesis; maturation of SSU-rRNA. Lineage: Eukaryota; Fungi; Ascomycota; Eurotiomycetes; Eurotiales; Aspergillaceae. The record is from RefSeq and is a predicted model, not a curated record. Gene Ontology annotation, molecular function: RNA endonuclease activity. The transcript is spliced from 2 exons. Bases 1 to 1278 code for a protein of 425 amino acids. Gene Ontology annotation, cellular component: preribosome, small subunit precursor.
AUGGCGGACUCUGUGUCAUCGCCACCUAAGUCCAUCCACACGAUCGUGUUGGACGCCGGUCCCAUCCUCAAAAAUACCCCGCCGCUUUCUACCCUACUCGCCCAAUGCGAAGAACUUAUCACAACUCCCUCUGUGCUUGCCGAGAUUCGCGACCCCGAUGCCCGCCUCCGUGUUGAGACCCUGUACCUUCCAUUCUUGAAGCAGCGAUCACCCAACCCCAAAAGCUUCAAUGUCAUCAGUGAAUUUGCCCGCAAGACUGGUGAUCGCAGUGUCCUGAGUCGAACCGAUAUUGAGGUUUUGGCGCUUGCCUAUGAGAUUGAGUGUGAGCGCAAUGGAGGCGACUGGCGAUUGCGCAGUGUCCCUGGCCAGAAGCGUGUCAAUGGCAAGCCGCCUGUGAAGGAGGAAGAGAAGGUCGAGGGUGCCGAGGACAAUGGCGAUGCCGUUGCUGAGAGCACAGAGGAGGCUACCGUCACUGAAAACGUGGAGGAACCCAAGGAGGAGUCCAAGGAGGAGUCCAAGGUGGAGGAGCCUGUUCCCUCGCAAGAGAAUGCGCCCACAAGCGAGGACGUCGAUGAGCCCGCGGCUGAAGAGGAUACCCCAGAGGAGGACCAGAAUGAGGAGGAAGAUGACGCUGCCGAUUCGGAUGGCGGGGAAUGGAUCACACCCACCAACUACAAGACGCGGCUGGCCCGCGACGCUGGUGCCGAUUCCGUACCGGAGCCGAAGAUCAUGCAGGUCGCUACCAUGACUACCGAUUUUGCCUGUCAAAACGUUCUCCUGCAGAUGAACCUCAACCUGUUGUCACCGGCAACCUUGCAAAGAGUUUCGCAUCUUAAGACCUUCAUCAAGCGCUGCCACGCUUGUUUCUCUACCACCAAGGAUAUGAACAAGCAGUUCUGCGCUCGUUGCGGUAAAGACACACUCACCCGUGUUUCAUGCACCACUACUGCCAACGGUCAGUUCACUAUGCACUUGAAGAAGAAUAUGCAGUGGAACAAGCGGGGCAACGUUUUCAGUGUCCCUAAGCCCACCCACGGCAGUUCCAACGGAAAGUGGAAGGGUGGCGGUGGAAAGAACGGCUGGGGUCAAGAGCUCAUCCUUGCCGAGGACCAGAAGGAAUACACUCGAUCUACCGCAGAGGAGGAGCGCCGACAGCGCCGGGAGCGUGACCUCAUGGACGAGGACUACCUCCCCGGUAUCUUGACCGGCGAGCGGAACAGGAUGGGUGGUCGUGUGAAGGUUGGCGCCGGUCGUAACGUCAACUCCAAGAAGCGUUGA